AAAAUUAUACAAAAGAUAGAAUAUAUCACAACAACACUAUCCAGUGACGACAGCAACCAAGUCAAUCAAUUGCGACAGAUAUACAAUAAGGCGAUAAAAAUAUGGCAACAAAUUGGUGGAAAUUAAUAGUCUUGCAAAUAUUGAUAACUACUGCAAUUGGUUCAACUGGAUUGGAGCUUGGUGACGAUUCAAAAUUGUCAAAUGAAAAUAUGAUUUUGUUAUUUAAACAGUUUUUAGAGGAUAUAAAAAAUCAACAUACCAUCAAAGAUAACGAGAAAAUAGAGAAAAUAAAAGAUUUAUAUCAACCAUUGUCAUUGACAUCAAUAAAUGGCAAAUAUUUUGACAAAUUCACAGAGAAUGAAUUAAAAAAUGAGGAUUUACAGCAAUCAACAUUUGAAAAUCUUCAAAAUAUGAAAAGUAUUGAACAUUUUAACAAGAAAAGUGAUAAAACAAAUUUAUGUUAUUUUAAGAUUUGCAACAAAAAAAAAUCCAUAGAUGACUAUGACAAUUUCAUCCGUUAUGUAACAAAAAGAUAUUACAAUACACAACAGUUUUAA
This is a messenger RNA of Rhopalosiphum maidis (corn leaf aphid), 557 nucleotides long. RefSeq lists its product as uncharacterized. NCBI's taxonomy places the organism in Eukaryota, Metazoa, Arthropoda, Insecta, Hemiptera, Aphididae. The record is from RefSeq and is a predicted model, not a curated record. The transcript is spliced from 4 exons. The coding region runs from base 102 to 557 and encodes 151 amino acids.